Cetraspora pellucida is the source of this 254-nucleotide messenger RNA. Lineage: Eukaryota; Fungi; Glomeromycota; Glomeromycetes; Diversisporales; Gigasporaceae. The record is from the annotation of a GenBank genome assembly.
AAAAUCUUCGAUGGUUAACUUUAAAAGAUACUAUUAUUGCUACUGAUGAUAUUAUUUUCAUUAUAAGUAAACUAGAAAAAUUAGUAUUUUUAGAAUUAAUUUCUGAAACAUAUGAUAUUUUUCUUACAAAUUGGAUUAUUUACACAACUUUUAAGGAACGAAUUGAUGAUAAAAAAUUUGAAUUUACAGUUAGAAAUUUUGAAUCUGAAGAUCCAAUAGAAGUAUUGCAAUCUUAUUUUGGUGAAAUUGAAUAA